This is a messenger RNA of Plasmodium malariae, 426 nucleotides long. RefSeq names its product AP-2 complex subunit sigma, putative. The record is from RefSeq and is a predicted model, not a curated record. Gene Ontology annotation, cellular component: membrane coat; intracellular membrane-bounded organelle. Lineage: Eukaryota; Apicomplexa; Aconoidasida; Haemosporida; Plasmodiidae. Gene Ontology annotation, biological process: vesicle-mediated transport; intracellular protein transport. The coding region runs from base 1 to 426 and encodes 141 amino acids. The transcript is spliced from 3 exons.
AUGCUAAAUUUUAUACUCCUGCAAAAUAGGCAGGGAAAGACAAGAUUUUCCAAAUGGUACAUUAACUGCAAUGAAACCAAGAAAAAGAAAAUAGAGAGAGACAUAAAUAAAAUUCUAAUUAACAGAAGUAGGUCGUACUCAAACAUUUUUGUGUACGAGAAUUUUAAAGUUGUCUAUAGGUUAUAUGCAGGCCUCUACUUCGUCGUGUGCAUAGAAAAUGAGAACGAGUUAUACAUUUUGGAGUUCAUCCACUUUAUGGCACAACUCCUAGACACCUUUUUUACAAACGUUUGUGAGCUCGACUUACUCUUUAAUUUUCAUUUUUUAUACUACUUUUUUGAUAACAUAAUCCUAGGGGGAUAUAUAUACGAAGUAAACAAAAACAUUAUUCUUGACAAGAUAAGCAAAAUUAAGAAGCUCAUAUAA